AUGGUCCUCUCCCCAAUCGAACGUCUACCUCUCGAGCUACUUCAGCCAAUCUUCGUUGCAGCUGAACUCAACAUCGCGUUGCCGAAAGCAUCUCCUUACAUUGCGACGCGGCUUUCUUCCGAGUACAUAUAUCACUCAACCUGCGACUUCUUUCUUACGGAAGUGAGAGGCAAGCGAAUAGAGCAAUCCGCAGCACAGACUCAAAUCUUUGCUACCAAGUGGCUGACAUGGAGCUUCUUCAAGUCCUGGAUUUUGCGGAGAUUUGGGCCUCGCGGAUGCCUCUGUGACUGUACAACGGAUGAAGGCUGCUUCGAUGCGCAGUGGCCCCCAGAUUUCGAGGAUGCUACGAGAAUGGUCUUUUCCAGGAGUCACUUGCCUCGACUUGCAUUUGUGAAGGGUCGUAUACCGAGAAAAUUAUUACGAGCACCAUGGAACCAGGAAAAAACCGAGUUUCUGCGAUUCUUACUAUGGAUCACCAGUAUGAGUGUAGACUGGAACGAUCCCGAAACCUUGCGAGUGGCUACUGAUGGAAGGAAGCAAGCCAUGUUGGAUGGAAACCUCGCAGCAGUGGAGCUAUUCAAUCACAAUAGAAGGUUGGGUCAAGCUGCUGAUUUGGAGACGGUACGUUUCGCGGUGAUGGAAGCAGGCUGUGAUCGGUCUGUCGUGUAUGACACUCUGCUUGCGGCCAACAUGUGGAGUCUUCCUGGAAUUGACCGGUACUCUAUUGAACUCUACGAGUGGUGUGACUCUCGAGCACUAAAGGGAGAUCCAAAGGGUACAUGGCUUCGGAAGAAGCUAGAAGAAUCAGCGGUGCUUUGUGAUCGUAACACAGCAGAUGAGAAGGACUACCGGACUUCGGUUCUGAUAAAGAGUGUGAGCUUAAACCCUGAGACUGAAGCUUACGAUGGCGGACCGGACGAUCAGCUAUGCAUAAAUGAUCUUGAGUGGAACAAGAUCAGGUUGAACAGCUCAUGGGCUCCAAAACCAAGGACACUUUGA
Messenger RNA from Pyrenophora tritici-repentis Pt-1C-BFP, 999 nucleotides. The record is from RefSeq and is a predicted model, not a curated record. Lineage: Eukaryota; Fungi; Ascomycota; Dothideomycetes; Pleosporales; Pleosporaceae.